AUGAGCGUUCAUAACAUGUCAGUAUUCACAAAAAAAUUCAAAAUGGCCCAUGCUAUAAAUGACAUUGGAGAAAUUGGGCUUGGCAAGGAAUAUGGGGGCAAAGAAGUUCAUUUUGGUGUCCUAUGGCAACUGAGAAUUUAUUGUGUCGGAAAUUCAAUCCGUAUGUUCAUGUACUGUUUGGAAUCAAACGACAGCGAGUGGGCUAUCGACACCGAAAUCAAUUUUGGUGUGAUCUCUGGAAAUGAAACGUCUUUGUUUCUUAAAUGUAGACGUACCUUUAAAAAGAUGGGCGAGAACGAACAUUCUUCUUGGGGUUCAUACAAUAUUAUAGAUUUAGAAAUGCUGAAACGUUUUGCUGUUGAUAGGAAGGUCGAGUUUAUUUAUGAAGUCAACGUUUUAAAAAUGACUGGAUUUGAAAAAGAGAAAUUGACACUGAGGAAGUUCGAUGAAUCUGUUGAGGAGUUUUCGGAUGUGGUCCUGAUAGUGGAGGGGAUGAAAUUCUAUCAAUCAAAAAUGUUCUUGUCUCUCCAAUCAACCUAUUUCAAAUCACUUCUUCUUGGAGGAUUUAAGGAGGCAAAGCAAUCAGAAAUAACUCUUAACGAUAUCAACACUGAACAUUUCCAUAGUCUAUUAGAACUGAUUCAUGGAGAAUCUUCGAUCAGUGAUACCAACAUCGAUGGGAUCCUCCACCUCGCAGAUAUGUAUGACUUCCCUACUGCAAUUCGUCGAUGUGAAGAGUUUCUUCUCAAAGAUUCGAAAUGGCUGACGGCAGAGAAACUGGAACUCGCUAUCACUUACAAUCUGGAGAAAUUGAAGAGCGAGUGUAUGUCGAAUUCGAAACUUCCAGAGGAAACGACGUCAGUGCACACGACUGUGGAGACUAAACCAACAAAACGGGUUGGAUGCUUUGCAUGCUUCCGGAAAUAA
Molecule: messenger RNA, 927 nt
Organism: Caenorhabditis remanei
Lineage: Eukaryota; Metazoa; Nematoda; Chromadorea; Rhabditida; Rhabditidae
Exons: 6
Coding region: 1-927 (308 amino acids)
Molecular function (GO): protein binding
Source: RefSeq, a predicted model, not a curated record